Molecule: messenger RNA, 1895 nt
Organism: Ciona intestinalis (vase tunicate)
Lineage: Eukaryota; Metazoa; Chordata; Ascidiacea; Phlebobranchia; Cionidae
Product: 17-beta-hydroxysteroid dehydrogenase type 6
Biological process (GO): steroid metabolic process
Cellular component (GO): intracellular membrane-bounded organelle
Molecular function (GO): oxidoreductase activity
Source: RefSeq, a predicted model, not a curated record
GGAGCAUAGUCUUGUGUUGUGGUUAUUGGAAAAGCAGUGGGCCACCGGUUUGAUCAAUAGAAUUGUUGUUUUAGCAGAUACACUGUAAGCUGUAUUGUCUGUUGUAAUAGGAAGUGCGCCUGUUUGGCUGUGAAUCUUUGAACGACAAUUUACGAAUUAUAAGAAGAUACUAACAAGGUCUUAAAUGGCGAAGUCACACCAGAAAAAUGUUGUAAUCACUGGUUGCGAUAUUCCGAAUUCAUAUGGAUACGAACUAGCAUUGUGCCUUGACCACCAAGGGUAUGUUGUGUUUGCUGGAUGCACCGACUGCAACAGUGUGGGAGCCAGGUCCCUCGCAUCACGUGGUUCUACUCGAUUGGCUGUCAUGCAGAUUGACGUCACAAAACAAGACGAGAUUGAUGACGCAACCGAAAUGAUCCAAGACAUGAUUGGAGACGAGGGCUUGUGGGCGGUUGUGAAUUGCGCUGAGUUUUACACGGUGGCGGAAGCGGACUGGUGCAGUGUUGAGGACUAUGAACAAUCAAUGCAGGUCAACUACCUCGGUACUGUGCGCGUCACUAAGUCCCUGCUCCAUCUUAUCCGGCGAGGCAGGGGAAGGAUCGUAAACCUCAGUAGUAUGGCAGGUUGCCUCGCUCGCGCUGGACAAUCCGCGUAUUCUGCGAGUAAAUUUGCACUUGAAGCUUUCACCGACAGCUUACGGCAGGAAAUGCUUAAGUGGGGAGUGUAUGUGACCUUGGUUGAACCUGCUUAUUUUCCAGAGGGUAGUCUUGUGUUAUCUGAACCACAAACCUCCGUUCGCCUCAAGAGAGUCCCAGAUCACGUGAAAGAGGUUUAUGGAGAGGAUUACUUCGUCGACUUUAUCAACUCCGUGUCGAGGAACGAUCCAACCACCCAGGAAGAGGGGAAGAGCAAGUCAACUGAAACCCUUCUUCCGAAGAGUUCGUCUUCCACUCUCACAUCCGGCUACUCCUCCCUAUCUUCCACCUCCGCAUCCCUAAAAAAGAAGAUGCCCUCCGGGGUGAUGGCUAACCCGGGAGACUACGAUCCUGAGACACAAAAGGAGGAAAAGAAACGCCGAUCUCUCUCACUCGGAGGAGGAGCAUCCUCCACCCUUAAAUCCUCCCCGGACUUCGGAAACACCAACCGCGUUCUCCAUGCGCUUUCAGAAGCAGUGACUGCUUACUCCCCGAAAGUUCGCUACUUCGUCGGUUCGUUCCAGGAUCGGAUGGUAAAGUCAGCAUCAGCCUUCCUUCCUACCGUUGUCAUGGACACAUACCUCACGUCGGGUAGCCUGUCUAAGUGUGUACCAAAGGUGAUAAAGGAAAAGCAGGAAUGAGUCAACAUAUACUAGAUGACCCUUCGUUCGAAUCUGUUCAGAAAAUCGCAAUUAAAACGACAUAACAUCGCAUACUGUCCCCAUAUAUUAUUCAUGCCCACACAACCCAAUGAAAAAUAAUGCGCAAUACAGCAACAUUGAACCAUUAAAGUAACCGUUAACUGUCAGUUGGAUUAUGUUGUAACACACAAGGAACCAUCCAUUAUCCAACUUUGCAUUGUCAUCGUGUGCCUUAUCAUUCGAAGCACAAAUCAUAUUUUUAACAAGAUAGACAGAAAUGUUGAGAGAUUUCCCUUCCUCGUACGCAGCAGUUUUGUUUUUACUUCAUAUUCUUUAUCACCCUUGUUUUUUUCUUUACAAACAUCAUGCAUGGAUAAGUACAAGGUAUAUAUUACUUUGUUCUCAUGCUGCUAAAGCUGUUUUAAAUGAUACGCACUUUUUAGGGCAUUUUCUUCGAAAUGUUUUGCAUUAAAGUCUUGUUUUUGUUAAUCAAUGCUCGUUUCUUUGCAUUGUAUUCUUUUGCGUUCUUUUAACUUUUAAUAUUAAACCAAAAGAAAAC